AGGAGGAGGUGGAGGACCGAGGCGGAGGAGAGCGGGGCUCCCGGGGUGGCGCUGGAAGACCUGCUACGUCCCCCUUUUGUUCUGGGUCGUGUCGGUGUGCGGGGAGGAGAAGACCUUCAUCGUGGAGACCUGGCUGAAGAGCUACGGCUACCUGCUGCCUCACCACGUUGGCUCGUGGGACCUGCGGCAGGAGCGGGCCAUGCAGGCGGCCGUCGCCGCCAUGCAGCGCUUCUACGGCAUCCCGGUGACCGGGGUCCUGGACCAGACCACCAUCGAGUGGAUGCGGAGGCCUCGCUGCGGCGUCCCGGACCAUCCUCACAGCAGCCGGCGGCAGAGGAACAAACGCUACGCCCUGACGGGACAGAAGUGGAGGGACAAGAAGAUCACCUACAGCAUCUCUAACUUCACGCCGAAGGUGGGAGAGAAGGACACGCAGCGCGCCAUCGGCCGGGCCUUCGCCGUGUGGCAGGCCGUCACGCCGCUCAGCUUCCAGGAGGUCCCGUACUCGGAGAUGAAGAGCGAGGGCCGCGAGGCCGACAUCAUGAUCUUCUUCGCUUCCGGUUUCCACGGCGACAGCUCCCCGUUCGACGGCGAGGGUGGCUUCCUGGCGCACGCCUACUUCCCCGGCGCCGGCAUCGGCGGCGACACCCACUUCGACUCCGACGAGCCGUGGACGCUCGGGAACGCCAACCACGACGGGAACGACCUGUUCCUGGUAGCGGUCCACGAGUUGGGCCACGCCCUGGGCCUGGAGCACUCCAACGACCCGAGCGCCAUCAUGGCGCCGUUCUACCAGUACAUGGACACGACCAGCUUCACGCUGCCGCUGGACGACCUGCAGGGCAUCCAGAAGAUCUACGGAAUCCCCACCGCCAUGCUGGAGCCCACCCGUCCGCUGCCCACCCUGCCGUCCCGGAGGACGCACCCCGACCGCAAGCCGGACCGCCACGCCCGGCCCGCCCGGCCCCCCGGCGACCGGCCCGCCCUGCCCGGCAACGGCAAGCCCAACAUCUGCGACGGCAACUUCAACACGGUGGCCGUCUUCCGGAGGGAGAUGUUCGUCUUCAAGGACCGCUGGUUCUGGCGCCUCAGGAACAACCAGGUCCAGGAGGGCUACCCGAUGCAGAUCGACCAGUUCUGGAAGGGUCUGCCGCCGCGGAUCGACGCCGCCUACGAGAGGUCGGACGGGAAGUUCGUCUUCUUCAAAGGCGAUAAGUUCUGGGUGUUCCGGGAGGUGGCGGCCGAGCCGGGCUUCCCCCGCGGCGUGGCGGAGCUGGGCGGCGGCCUGCCACGGGACGGCGUGGACGCGGCGCUGCGCUGGGAGCCCGUCGGGAAGACCUACUUCUUCAAGGGGGACCAGUACUGGCGCUACAACGAGGACAAGCGCACGGCCGACCCCGGGUACCCCAAACCCAUCACGGUCUGGAAGGGCGUCCCGGAAGCCCCGCAGGGGGCCUUCAUCAGCCGGGAGGGCUUCUACACCUACUUCUACAAGGGGACGGACUACUGGAAGUUCGACAACCAGAAGCUGACGGUGGAGCCCGGCUACCCCAAGUCCAUCCUGCGGGACUGGAUGGGCUGCGAGCGGCCCGAUGCCGAGCGGGCGGGCGGGAAGCGCCGGCCGCCGCCGGACGACGUGGACAUCAUGGUGGCCAUCGACGACGUCCCCGCCCCGGUGGACGCCAUCGCCGUGGUGAUCCCCUGCGUGCUGGCACUCUGCGUCCUGGUGCUGGUCUACACCGUCUUCCAGUUCAAGAGCAAAGCCGUGCAGCCGGGCAGCCUGCCGCCGACGCACUGCUACAAGUACCCGGUGCAGGAGUGGGUAUGACGGGCAGGG
Salarias fasciatus (jewelled blenny) is the source of this 1837-nucleotide messenger RNA. RefSeq names its product matrix metallopeptidase 24 (gene mmp24). The transcript is spliced from 10 exons. Lineage: Eukaryota; Metazoa; Chordata; Actinopteri; Blenniiformes; Blenniidae. Gene Ontology annotation, biological process: extracellular matrix organization; proteolysis; collagen catabolic process. Gene Ontology annotation, molecular function: zinc ion binding; metalloendopeptidase activity. The coding region runs from base 200 to 1828 and encodes 542 amino acids. The record is from RefSeq and is a predicted model, not a curated record. Gene Ontology annotation, cellular component: plasma membrane; extracellular matrix.